AGUUGCUAAUGGAAUUAUAACGUCGUAUAACAGACAUUCCUAACCGGCAAAUAAUAAAAUAUUGGAAGAAAUUUUUAUUAAAAAGCACGAAUAUGUUGUCUAACAAUUGUUGACUUGUUACUUAUACGAUAAAAUAACAUUAAAGAACGUUAUAGGUGUUACAAAUCAUAUAAAUAAUGCAUUAUUUUGAUUAACGUCAUCAUUAUUAUCAUAGUGUAAUGAUUGGUUUAUUUUUUAACGUGUUUUUCUACCUCAAUAAGUAUUUACGUAGAAGAUACUAUACAAGAACAAUGGAUUCAACAAAUGAAUCAUGCGCAAAAUUAUCGGAAAACGUUUCAACGUCUUCGAAUGCUAUCAAUACACGUGAAUUAGAAGAUCAGUUUUAUGAUGAUGAUGAUGGUGACAAAUGCAAUAUCAAAUUCUCUCCACCUGCUUAUAUUCAAAGAUACCAAGCUGUUAUAAGUGUUCUAAACAGUCCUAAAUAUGAAGGCAAAAUUCGAAAGGUUGUAGAUUUUGGUUGUAGUGAGCUGGGCUUUUUUACUUAUUUAAAAAAUACGCCAGUAAUUGAAGAAAUCUUAUGUGUAGAUAUUGAUGAAUUCAUAUUGGAAUGUAAUAAAAAAAAAAUUGAUGCAUUGACUGCGGAUUAUAUACAUACGCGAGAUCGUCCAUUGACUGCCAGUAUCUAUAAAGGAAGUGUGACUGAUAGAGAUAAGAAUUUAGAAAAUACAGAUGCUGUCGUUUGCAUCGAAUUAAUAGAACAUCUUUAUGAUGAAACUUUAGUAAAAGUACCCGAAAAUAUUUUCGGUUAUAUAAAACCACGAGUAGCUAUAAUGACUACACCAAAUGCGGAUUUUAAUGUUUUAUUUAGAGGAAUGAAAGGAUUUAGACAUCCAGAUCAUAAAUUUGAAUGGACAAGACAACAAUUUACGGAUUGGGCAAACGGAAUUGUCAAUAAGUAUCCUGAAUAUGAAGUUAGUUUCCAAGGAAUUUGUCCAGGACCUGAAGGAACAGAAGAUUUAGGAUGUUGCUCACAAAUGGCAAUUUUUCAUCGAAAUACGGAUUUUGUCAUUAAAAUGCCUGGGAUUGAAGGAUUAUAUAAAUUAAUUUCUCAAGAAAUUUAUCCUGUACGAAUUGAUAAUCGCUCUGAUGAAGAUAAAAUUCUUGAUGAGGCAAGCUAUCUCAUUAGAGGUUAUCAAAUAAACAAUGGUGAUGAUAUAAUACCACUUGAAACACUUGCUCAUAUGAUCGGAAAUAUACAAAUAGAUUAUUUGAAAGAGAUUAUGGAAAACGGAGGAUGGGAAACUGGUGAAAAUGAAGAAGGUCCUAUAAUUAUUUGUAGGCCAUUAUCAGUAAGUUUAGAAGAUGAUAAUGUAUAUGAUGAAGAAGAUGAUUUCGAUUAUGAGAAUGGUGAAGAUGGUGAUGAUUACGAUGAUGAUCCUUUUGAUUAUAAUGACUUCAAUAGUACUUCGGAAAUAGAAAUAAUGGAUCUGGAUGAUGAAGUUUUUGUGCAUGAUGUAACUAAUUUUUCAGCUAUUACUAUAGGGGAACAGGUAGAAGAGGUACGAUACGAUGAAUUAAUUACAGACAGUUUAAACAGCUGGAAUAGAGAUGACGAGCAUGAAAGAACUGGAGAUACUGCAAUACCUUCAAAUUCUGGGGAAAUAAGAAGUAUGUGUAGUAUGUUCAUAGAAAGAUCUCAAAACGAUAACAGUUUAGUGUGUCCCGAAAAUAUUACAGAUCCGAACUUUGAGUUUUCGACAACACAUGAUAGUGUUGAUCUAGAGCAAAGAAAUGAAAAUGAUGAUAAAACCUUCAGUAAUACUUAUAACGAUAAUUUUCAACAAACUAGCACACCAAGGAAAAAAAUAAAGCUAUCGUUAGACGAUUUAGAGAAAGAUAAUAGGCCUCUUGAAAAUUCACAAUCGAUUAUUCGUGACUUUUUUGAGAGUCCUUCAAGCAGCUCCGCGGUUGGAACUGAAGAUGCUGAAUGUUCUCAUGCUUUAAGUAUGUUAAAUGCAGUACCAAUAAAUAAUCCUCAAAGUAGAGCACAAACCAUUUCUGAUUCUGAGUCAGUUACAAUUGAAGAAUCACCAGGAGUUUAUCUUCUGAAAAAUACUGAAAGUCAUAAUUUAACGGAUACUGCAAGUGAAAUCUCAGAGGAUAAUAUUAAUAAAAAUAUCCAUUAAUAUGUUAUUUCUAUGUUUGUUCGUUUUUUAUGUGAUUGAAUACUUUAAGUUUCUUGAUAUGUUUUCUUUUUUUAUUUUGUAGAAACCAAGUAGUUUCCUAUCUGUAUAAAACGAUGACAAAAGAUAACAGUAUUAUAGAUAAGGUAAAUAGGUUUCAAGACUGAGAAACAUAUCUUGUAUAUGAUUACAUAAUAAAUAUGAAUUUAAAAAAAUUAA
This is a messenger RNA of Chelonus insularis, 2402 nucleotides long. RefSeq names its product Hen1 methyltransferase (gene Hen1). Gene Ontology annotation, biological process: RNA methylation; siRNA processing; piRNA processing. The transcript is spliced from 2 exons. The record is from RefSeq and is a predicted model, not a curated record. The coding region runs from base 219 to 2186 and encodes 655 amino acids. Lineage: Eukaryota; Metazoa; Arthropoda; Insecta; Hymenoptera; Braconidae. Gene Ontology annotation, cellular component: cytoplasm; nucleus. Gene Ontology annotation, molecular function: O-methyltransferase activity; RNA methyltransferase activity.